AGAGCAUGUCACUCAUACCUCUAACUGUGUAUGACAACCUACGCCGGGUAUGUUGCUCAAUGUUCGCAAGCAGCUCUCAAACAGAUCAUUCCGAAAUCGCUGAGCGAAUCAUCGCUAACGCAUCACUGGCCGACGUGCUGCGAUGGCGCGCUGUAUCGCGGCGAUUCCGCGCAGCAGCACUGCGUCGCCUUGCGCGAUACACGACGAUUCAUGUUCGCGUCUACGAUGGUCUAUCCACUCUCUAUGAAAAGGCAUCUUCUAUCGCACAUGUUGAUGAUUUGAGUUGGCACCCAGCCGGCUGCCUCCUGCUGAGCGAAAUGGGAACGCACGAGCUUGGCAUCGCACUCGAUUCGCGACCAAAAUGGAAAGAUGUGAAGAUAUUGGUGGCAUUGUUGAAUGUGUUCCGGGAGAACGCUACACAAAUACAAAUGGACAGUCCAAUAGUGGAACUUCUUGUGAAGGAGGUGAACACUAAGAAGAUCAACGCAUUACUGGUGUUCUUCAAUCAAAAUCGUAAAUGUGACAAAGACUUCACAUGCGAAGAAACUACCAUUACGCCUAUGAUGAAAAGCCAACUUCCGAUUGGCCCAUUAUUCCCUGCGCUGAAGAAAUUCACCGUUAUCAGCAAUCCCCAACAACUCAGUCAUCUUUCACGUCUCAUACACUAUGCUGUUGCCGUGGAUAUGAUUUACCAGAAGAAGGAAAUUGAUCUCGUCUGCCUGCAGGUUGUACUCGGCGAAAGCUGGUGCCGAUCAAAGCAACGUCUAUUCCGACAUGUGAACUCCUUCAAACAAUGGUCCGAUGCGAGCUCACUCGGUGUUCGUUAUCUGCAGCAAUUUCACGGAACCGAGAAACGGCGACGUAAAACCUAGCGCUGUGAUGUGCAAGCUAAGGGUAGACGAUAGUGUUGCUGUAAUAAUUACUGGUAUCAGUAGACAGUUAGAGCAUUUUUGAGGUGUAUUUUUGUGCUGGUUUGUUAUUUGUUAUCAGCGACUACGGUCUAUGAUCCGCUCAUGUAAAAGUGGAAUUUCUGUAUUAUUUGUGGACGCUAUCUAGCGUUGCUCAAUUGAAAAUAAUUGAUAGUUGCCUUAUCAGAUAGUGGAUUUUGAUGCUUUCGUGUUCAUGUUAUGGGUAACAGAUCGUAGACAAACAAUCUCAAAAAAUCAACAAGAGAAACUUCGCUUAUACUUGAAAAAAUAAACAUUUCAGUAACAUG
Messenger RNA from Cylicocyclus nassatus, 1216 nucleotides. The record is from the annotation of a GenBank genome assembly. NCBI's taxonomy places the organism in Eukaryota, Metazoa, Nematoda, Chromadorea, Rhabditida, Strongylidae.